UAUCCAGCUGGGGCUGUAUCGCAACAAAUAGUCAGUGGAUGAAACCCCCAAAAUUCAUUUCUGAGUCGGAGUUUAUAGGUUUCUGCCAGCUUCGAACUUGAUCAAAUUCCAAAGGAUAUUUCUUGUCAAAAGCAUUUUCAUCUUAGCGGGACUCUGUGCAAGUGCUUACUUGUUGAUUUUUAUUUGGGUGGUAAUUAUAGAGUAGCCAGUUAGAAGACAGUAUGGAUCCAUCAGAACUAAGGUAUUUGGAAGAUGAUGAUACUCCUACAAUGAAAACAAUCAAGGGUGCGACAAUGGGUUUAGUUGCUGGAACUAUCUGGGGGACUGUGGUUGCCACUUGGUAUGAUGUGCCUCGUGUUGAGAAGCAUGUUGCACUUCCAGGGCUAAUAAGGACCCUCAAGAUGAUGGGUAACUAUGGCAUGACUUUUGCAGCAGUGGGAGGAGUUUACAUUGGCGUUGAGCAGAUGGUGCAGCAUUAUAGGAUGAAAAGGGAUAUGGUCAAUGGAGCUGUUGGGGGCUUUGUUGCUGGUGCCUCCGUUCUAGGUUUCAAAGGAAGGAGCAUUUCAAGAGCUAUUUCUGCUGGAACGGCACUGGCAGUUACUUCUGCAGUAAUUGACGCUGGAGGUCAAACCACAAGAAUAGACAAUGGCAAGGAGUACUAUCCCUACACCACCAAGAAAAGAUCCACUGUUGAGAGUUAAUUUCUGGCCACUGUUGGAAAAAGGAAGAUGCUGGCAAACUAAUGGGAAGAAGUUUUCAUGGUUUCCUGAAUUCCUGUAUGUUUCUUUGGGAAUGUAGACAAAUUCUCUUGGAUCUCAUAUCUACAGCUCACUUCUUAAUGCCUGAAUGUGCGAUCUGAAUAAAUACAUUUGUCAUUUUUGUUCAAAA
Molecule: messenger RNA, 888 nt
Organism: Manihot esculenta (cassava)
Lineage: Eukaryota; Viridiplantae; Streptophyta; Magnoliopsida; Malpighiales; Euphorbiaceae
Product: outer envelope pore protein 16-3, chloroplastic/mitochondrial
Exons: 3
Coding region: 222-701 (159 amino acids)
Biological process (GO): protein insertion into mitochondrial inner membrane
Cellular component (GO): TIM22 mitochondrial import inner membrane insertion complex
Molecular function (GO): transmembrane protein transporter activity
Source: RefSeq, a predicted model, not a curated record